AAUAAUGUAGACGGCCAAUCCAGUGCCAUUCCAGUGCUGACGAAGUACACACGUGUUGGUUGUUUUUGCGGACUUUUUUGCAAAGAAAAAGGAUUUAACAAUGGUGAAGAAGUUAUCUGAAGACGAAACUGUAAAGUUUGUCACUAUAUACAGAGAAAAUCCGUGUUUAUGGGAUAUAACUUCAGAUCAUUAUAAAAACAAAGCUAUGCGCCAAACUGCUUUGCAAAAUCUGUGCAUUGGUAUGGAAAUUGAAGGAUUCACACCGGAAGAUGUAAAAAACAAAAUAAAAAGCAUUCGUUCGACAUACUACCUUGAACUAGACAAGAUUAAGAAAUCAUCCACAUCUGGUGCUAGUGGCAAUGUUUACCAACCCAAAGUGAAAUGGUUCGCCGAAUUCAAUUCAUUUAUUAAAAAUGCGAUGGUGAAGCGUAAAACACAGGAAAAUACUGAUGAUGCUCAAAAUAAAGAAAAUACUGACAAUACUCAACCUAGUGACCAAUGUCGCUAG
Messenger RNA from Nymphalis io (European peacock), 508 nucleotides. RefSeq lists its product as uncharacterized. The transcript is spliced from 2 exons. NCBI's taxonomy places the organism in Eukaryota, Metazoa, Arthropoda, Insecta, Lepidoptera, Nymphalidae. The record is from RefSeq and is a predicted model, not a curated record. The coding region runs from base 101 to 508 and encodes 135 amino acids.